AUGGCCACCGUCACCCGCACGCCCCUCGUCUCGGCCACGACGACGACUCCACACCGCCUCCGCCCGCGCUCCACCCUCAACGGGCCCGACCUGAUCCAGUCCCACUACGCCACCACCGAUGACCACGACGGGUCAGGGCCUCUGCUCGACUUCUCCGACAUGGUUGCCGCCGUCGCUCGCUUCCAGCGCAAGUUCAAGGCCUACACCGACCACGCCAUCGCCACCAUCAACGACGAAAAGGCCGACUUUGACGCGGGCCGCCUCCAGCACGCCAACCACCUCAGCACCCUCGACCGCGAGAUCGAAGAGGCAAAGUCGGCGCAACGUCAGCUCUGGGACACCGUCUCCCAGGAGCGAGAGGCCGACGCACAAGUACGAUCGCGCAUCCAGGCACUCACCUCGCAGCGCGCCUCGCUCUCGCAGCGCAGCGCCGAGCUCCAGGCCGAGAUCAGCGAGGCAAAGGCCAAGCUCGAGGCCAAGAAGAAGGCCAAGCACGCCCAGCGCCAACGCUUCCGCGCCCAGGUCGACCAGAACGGGCCCGAACUCAAGCUGCUCGAGUCUCGCACCGGCUGCUCGAUCCAGCCGACAAAGGUGGGCGACCAGCUCCGGUUCACCUUCCAGCUCGUCAAUCCAGACGACUGGUCCGACGAGUGCUUCUUUGUCGUCGAUGUCAGCAAGCCCCAAUACGCAGUCUCAUCGCACCGCCCGCAGCUGGCUCCCGCCGUCUUCGAGCCGAUGCUGGACGAGCUCAACUCGACGCGCAAGUUCUACACCUUCGUCAAGCAGAUGCGCCACGCCCUCGCCGACGAGACCGAGCGGCGGCGCAAAGAGGCCCGCGAGGCCGCCAGGCGCGCCGCCGCCUAG
Messenger RNA from Pseudozyma flocculosa PF-1, 864 nucleotides. RefSeq lists its product as uncharacterized. Gene Ontology annotation, cellular component: Ndc80 complex. Gene Ontology annotation, biological process: chromosome segregation. The transcript has 3 exons. NCBI's taxonomy places the organism in Eukaryota, Fungi, Basidiomycota, Ustilaginomycetes, Ustilaginales, Ustilaginaceae. The record is from RefSeq and is a predicted model, not a curated record. The coding region runs from base 1 to 864 and encodes 287 amino acids.